GGAGCGCAAAAACAAGAAACUGCGAAGAAACGUUCGUUGCACUUUCCACAGGCCAUCAGCAUUCUUUCCUAAAAAAUCAGUUAUACUGAACUUGGUCGGUUUAAUUCAAUGGUUUGGUGAAACAACGAACACGAAAAACCUUUAUCUUAUUUUACUAAAGUGCCUUAAUUACGAGUAUGUCGCAGCUAAAUAAAGAAAACCGAAAGUUAUUUUUGCAGCCCCAAGUAAACGGCAAACCUCUGACAGGCCCGAGUGCAGUAACGGUUGGGAACGUGCCUUCCCGAUCGCUGAAACCAGUUAAUCCUUCCUCUGCUGGUGGCUCGGCUGCAGUUGAAUCCAAAUCUCGGGGCGUAUUCAAAUUACCACCACCUCCAAAUAACGCACCAAAAAAGGAACCCCCGCAGCUUGUUACAAAACCGCAGAUUAUUGUAACUCAACCUAAAGAUGAUCCGCAGUUCAAAGUACCGUCAGCACCACCAGUGACAGGAAAGAAUAACUGCAAACCAGAUUUGUCUAAAAUCCCAAGCUCGCAACAAAGCUCUGCGGGAACCACAUCGGCACAACCGCAACAGCAGCAGCAAUCCGGCACCAGCAGUGCUGUGGUGUCGAACAAGGAGAAGAAGAGCUGGACACUCAGUAACUUUGAUAUAGGAAAACCAUUGGGAAGAGGAAAGUUUGGUAAUGUUUAUCUGGCUCGUGAGAAGGAAACCAAAUAUGUGAUCGCACUGAAAGUGCUCUUCAAAAAAGAAGUCCACGCUCAGGGAAUUGAACAUCAGGUGCGGCGUGAAAUUGAGAUCCAAUCUCAUCUGCGGCACUCGAACAUUCUCCGUAUGUACGGAUACUUCCACGAUGAAACCAGAAUUUAUCUCAUUCUGGAAUAUGCACCGGGAGGAACGCUGUUCAGCAAAUUACAAACACAGCCCGGUAAUAAAUUCCCUGAAGAGCAGUGUGCAAUCUACGUUAAUAUGUUGGUAUCGGCUCUGAUAUACCUGCACGAGCGGAACGUCAUUCACAGAGACAUCAAACCGGAGAAUCUACUAUUGGGUCACGGAGGAGAGCUAAAAAUAGCCGAUUUUGGAUGGUCGGUUCAUGAGCCAACUUCAACCAGAACUACACUCUGUGGAACUUUGGACUAUCUCUCACCGGAAAUGGUGCAGGGACUGCCUCACACGAAAAACGUCGAUCUGUGGAGUCUGGGUGUGUUGGCAUAUGAGUUGCUCGUGGGUCGGGCUCCGUUCCAUGCCACCAGCUAUGAUGAAACGUACAACAAAAUAAUGAAGGCACGCUACGUGGUCCCUCCAGAGAUGUCCCGCCCGGCAGCACAUUUGAUUUCGCGACUGUUAGUUAGACAACCGGAGCAGCGCCUACCAUUGGAGCAUGUUGCAAAACAUCCCUGGAUUGCGCUGCACGUCGGGUCGAAAUAGAAAAGUGAGAGGCGUGUUAAUCUGUAGUAUUUUAUGAUCUUUCAUUGCCAUUUGAAGUUGUGCUGUUAGUGACUGUGACAUUCUUCUUUUCAUACUGAUAAACGAAUUCUUUCGAGAGAAGUGACUUAUGAGUGAGUACUCUAAUCUAUUUUCGAGCGUUAAAUAAUGUAAUAAAUACGAUACAAACGAGA
Molecule: messenger RNA, 1615 nt
Organism: Armigeres subalbatus
Lineage: Eukaryota; Metazoa; Arthropoda; Insecta; Diptera; Culicidae
Gene: aurA
Product: aurora kinase C
Exons: 3
Coding region: 177-1424 (415 amino acids)
Biological process (GO): regulation of cytokinesis; mitotic spindle organization; protein phosphorylation
Cellular component (GO): spindle pole centrosome; kinetochore; chromosome passenger complex
Molecular function (GO): ATP binding; protein kinase activity
Source: RefSeq, a predicted model, not a curated record